Messenger RNA from Myxocyprinus asiaticus (Chinese sucker), 1844 nucleotides. Its product is annotated as protein TFG-like. Bases 126 to 1313 code for a protein of 395 amino acids. Gene Ontology annotation, cellular component: endoplasmic reticulum exit site. Gene Ontology annotation, biological process: endoplasmic reticulum to Golgi vesicle-mediated transport; COPII vesicle coat assembly. The transcript is spliced from 8 exons. The record is from RefSeq and is a predicted model, not a curated record. Gene Ontology annotation, molecular function: identical protein binding. Lineage: Eukaryota; Metazoa; Chordata; Actinopteri; Cypriniformes; Catostomidae.
UUUUUUUUUUUUGCCACGUACAGUGUGAGGCGUUCCUGAUCAUUCAGUCAGUCAGGCGUCGUUUAGCUGAAGUCCAGGACACACAGGCUUGCUGCUGGGAUUAACACGUCCAAACCACCAGCAGUAUGAAUGGCCAGCUGGACCUAAGCGGGAAGCUGAUCAUUAAAGCUCAGCUGGGGGAUGAUAUUCGUCAGAUCCCCAUCCACAAUGAAGACAUUACCUAUGAUGAGCUCCUGCUGAUGAUGCAGCGUGUCUUCCGUGGGCAGCUACAAAGCAGCGAUGAGGUCACAAUCAAAUAUAAGGAUGAAGAUGAUGACCAUAUCACUAUAUUCGACAGUUCUGAUUUGUCCUUUGCAAUCCAGUGCAGUAGAAUAUUGAAGCUCACUCUUUUUGUGAAUGGGCAGCCUCGGCCACUGGAGUCGUCUCAGGUGAAGCAUCUGCGUAGAGAAUUGAUCCAUUUGAGGAAUAAAGUUAACAGCCUGCUGGACAGCCUGGAGCCGCCCUCCGAGUCUGUCCCAGGGAGCAACAACCCAGCAACUGAAUGCAUGAAUGAAGCAGUAGAUUCAACAGUGAAGCUGGCUCCUCCGGUGAGUGCUGCUAGCAUGUCUGCGUUUGACCCGCUGAAAAACCAGGAAGAGGUCAACAAGAAUGUCAUCUCAGCAUUUGGCCUGUCCGAGGAACCUGCCCCAGUUCCUGCUGUAGCUGCCACCGCUACUGCAGAGGAACGCUCUGCUACUCCAGACAGUAUUGGCUCUUCAUCCUCAGCAGCACCUCAUCCUGUGGCUCCCCAGGCCCCCCCACCUUACUCAGGGGUCCAACAACCUUCCUCUGCUGCUGUGGAUGGUCAGAUGUAUCAGCAGUAUCAGGCUCCAGGUGGAUACCCUCCACCAGCUGGACUCCAGCAGCAGUACGGGAUGCAGUACUCUGCAGGUUAUACACCUCAGCCUGGUGCUCCCCAGGCUGCUGCUCCCCAACAGCAGUUCCAGAAUUACCCCACCCCUACUUCUCAGGCUGCUGGUGCUCCUGGCUCCGCCCCUGGGUUUUCCGGCCAGUCACAACCUCCUGCUCCCCAGGGACCAGCCCAGUACCCACCCGGAGCAUUUCCGCAUCAAAACUACACAUCCCAGGCCUCUCAGCAGCCAGCUAACUAUAGCCUGGCUCCGACCUCCCAGGCCACAGGGGGUUAUCAACCCCGCCCUGGAUACACCCCUCCGCCUGGUGCCACCCCUCCUCCCGGGAGUGCUAACCCCUAUGCCCGAAACCGCCCCCCUUACGGCCAGGGCUAUGCCCAGCCAGGCCCUGGGUAUCGGUAAAAGCCCUUUAAUGACCCCACAGCACCUGUGGUCUUUUUUGUGUCUCCAGUGCAUCGGCCCCUCUGAAUCUCUGUGUUUGACAUCCUAAUAUCAUGUUUGUUUGUGCUUUGGGUGAAUGUUGAUGGAUGUUUGAAAGAACAAGAAUGAGCUAGUGCGAUUGUAUAUGUGUGUGUUUGCACACAUAGGAGACCAAACGGUGUGGUAGUGUGUCUGUUGUAUGAAAAGUGAAAGAAUGUGUUUUGUGUGUGCAUUUUAUUUUAUCACCAGUCUCAUCGUUGGUGUUAUUUUGUCAUAAACCAUGUCAUUUAUAUGGUCUCUGUUUAAACACUAUAAAAUAAUAAUCUAAGGAUAUGACAUUUGUUUAGUUUUCUCUCUUUCUUUACUUUUUCAAAGCCCUCUGUCCUGGUUUUACUAACCCCUGACUGGCCCUCUGCAGUGAAGCCUUUAAUUUCUGUAUAAACUGUAACAUUGUUUUCAGGAAGUUAAUAAAAUCUUUGAGAGUGAAAAGAUGGGAGAUUUUUUUUAUUUAUU